AUGGGAAAAAGUGAAAUGGAUCUUAACAACACAAUUUUGUUAAAUGCUGUUAAAGCUUUUAAGCCCUCGAAAAUUAGAUUGAGUGGAACAUUGCAAGAUAAGGUUAUAUAUGAGACUGGAAAGCCACAGCAACCCUGUCCCCAAUUUGUUAAUAACUCUGAGAUGUUUGGCUUCUCUGAAGGCUGUCUACCAAUGUCUAGAUGGGAUGAACUUAGCACUUUCUUCAAAAAGGCUGGGGCUGUAGUUAUCUUCGGAUUAAAUGCACUCAGCGGAAGGACUCUGACAUCUGAUGGCUCUGCAGUAGGACCUUGGAAUUCUACAAAUGCAGAAUUGAAUCCCUUAUACGCUAUACCGUCAACAAGAAUUAUACAAUACAUGGUUGGGAGCUUGGAAAUGAAUUGA
Messenger RNA from Telopea speciosissima, 402 nucleotides. RefSeq names its product heparanase-like protein 3. The record is from RefSeq and is a predicted model, not a curated record. Bases 1 to 402 code for a protein of 133 amino acids. Lineage: Eukaryota; Viridiplantae; Streptophyta; Magnoliopsida; Proteales; Proteaceae. The transcript is spliced from 6 exons. Gene Ontology annotation, cellular component: plant-type cell wall; membrane. Gene Ontology annotation, molecular function: beta-glucuronidase activity.